Molecule: messenger RNA, 663 nt
Organism: Trifolium pratense (red clover)
Lineage: Eukaryota; Viridiplantae; Streptophyta; Magnoliopsida; Fabales; Fabaceae
Product: signaling peptide TAXIMIN 1-like
Exons: 2
Coding region: 139-372 (77 amino acids)
Source: RefSeq, a predicted model, not a curated record
UAUUUCACAAAACUUGUCACUCUUCCCUUUCCUAAAGGCCAACAAUAACAAAAGAAUCAGAACAAGAAUAGUCAAGUUUCUCUUACUCCUUCUUUCUUCUCAAAAAACAGAGAAAAACAGAGAGAAUUCAUAGAAAAUAUGUGCAAUUCUAAUGGUGAUUGCAGGCCCUUAGGUUUUCUCUUGGGUCUUCCCUUUGCAUUUCUCUGCCUCCUUAUCUCAAUCAUUGGUCUUAUUGUAUGGAUCGUUGGGUUGACUCUUACAUGCAUAUGCCCCUGCUGUUUGUGCUUGACAGUAAUUGUGGAACUUGCUUUGGAAUUGGUAAAGGCUCCACUUCAUGUCAUGGAAUGGUUCACUUCUAAGAUCCCUUGUUGAUUUUCAGCUUAUUUUACUUUACCAAUUAUUGUAUCAUAGAGUUCUUUAGAUUUGUGUUUAUUUCAAUUCAUUUUCAUCUUUUGUUUUUUAUCAUUAGGCCGGUUUGAAUCGAUUUAUUUGGGUUUAUAUACUGACAUAGAUACUCGUCGUGAGAUUGUUUGCCGGAACUUAUGGAAAUUGUUUAUGAUAUGUCUAUAGAUUAUUUUUAGCUUAUUUCUAUAAGUUUAGUUGGAACUUAUAGAAAGCACUUAUAAUAUUGGUUAUUAGAACUUAUGAAAAUAGUUUAUGAUA